This is a messenger RNA of Orycteropus afer afer, 1255 nucleotides long. The record is from RefSeq and is a predicted model, not a curated record. Lineage: Eukaryota; Metazoa; Chordata; Mammalia; Tubulidentata; Orycteropodidae.
AUGUUUGACAGUGUUUGCAAGGCUCCUGAAGACAUCGAGUGUAGGUCAGCUACAGAGCCUCAUCUCAGUUGGGAACAGCUGGGUCAGAAGGUUCAGUGUGACACCUCCGUUGGAUUCGUUUGCAAAAAUGAAGACCAAUUUGGAAAUGGGCCUUUUGGACUCUGCUAUGACUAUGAGAUACGGGUCAACUGUUGCCUGCCCCUGCCUGAGUGUAUUGGGAGCUCAGUGCCAACCACCACAACUCCCACCCCAACAACUUCCACCAUUCCAUCAACGACGCCCACUACUCCCCCAACUUCAACCAUGACAACCAGCCCUACUUCAGAAUUCACUACCUCAUUGACAACCAUAACCUCAACGUCCACAGCCACACCUGAACAGACCACAACAGUGACCACGACGCCUACCCCAGAAUCAUCCACCUCUGCUACAACCACCUCACCGACCACAACCUCAUGCACUGACUGGACCACCACACCAACACCCACCAUUAGUACCAUCACAGGGACUACCACCAUCCUAACACCCAUCAGCACCACCACAGGGACAAGCACACCAACACCCAUCAGCACCACCCCAGGGACCACUAUGCCAACAUCUACCAUCAGCACCACCACAGGGACCACGACCAUCAUCACCAGCACCAUAAGCACCACCACAGAGACACCAAACCCCACUAUCCGCACCACUACAGAGACCACAACAUCCACUGUCAGCACCACCCCAGAGACCAGCACACCAACACCCACCAGCACCACCCCAGGGACCACCACACCAACACCCACCAGCACCACUCCAGGGACCACCACACCAACACCCACCAGCACCACCCCAGGGACCACCACACCAACACCCACCAUUAGCACAACCACAGGGACCACCACCACACGAACACCCAUCAGCACCACCCCAGGGACCACCACACCAACACCCACCAUUAGCACAACCACAGGGACCACCACCACACCAACACCCAUCAGCACCACCCCAGGGACCACCACACCAACACCCACCAUUAGCACCACCACUGGGACCACCACCACACCAACACCCAUCAGCACGACCCCUAGGACCACCACAUCAACACCCAUUAGCACCACCCCUAGUAUCACCACACCAACACCUAGCAGCACCACCAGAGGGACCACCACCACACCAACACCCAUCAGCACCACCCCUAGGACCAUCACAACAACACCUAGCAGCACCACCACGGGGACCACCACCCCAGGGACCACCACACCAACACCCAUCA